Molecule: messenger RNA, 5749 nt
Organism: Nilaparvata lugens (brown planthopper)
Lineage: Eukaryota; Metazoa; Arthropoda; Insecta; Hemiptera; Delphacidae
Product: protein unc-93 homolog A
Exons: 8
Coding region: 308-1825 (505 amino acids)
Biological process (GO): regulation of potassium ion transport; regulation of muscle contraction
Cellular component (GO): striated muscle dense body; plasma membrane
Molecular function (GO): potassium channel regulator activity
Source: RefSeq, a predicted model, not a curated record
AGUAGGGGAUGGGAUGUCGGAUGGCGCGCUGGAUGGCACGCGGGGUUUAGACUUGCCACCUUGGUUUAGGUUAGGCACAGACGCAUUGAUCUGCGUGUGCCCUUUGACAUGCGCCCUUAGGGUCAUGCGCCUCAGCUACCAACGACUCAGUAUUUAUUAGGAGGCACCCGAGAUAACACUCAGUCUCAGUUCGGACCUCGUCAGCAUUCGAAUCACCCUGGAUUGCUCGGAUCGAGAACCUAAACUGUCGGCGACACGUCUCUCCCAACAAAUCAUCAGUGAUCCACAUGUGGAUGGUAAGCUGGUGAUGGGCAGCUUGCCAGAUCUGCAUGCCCUCACCAGGGACGAUACAGGACAACCUUGUUGUCGUCCUGGCAGUCAUCUACCGAGAUGCUCUCAUCUUCCGGUGAAGCGACUCGCGUCGGCCUCUCCAGGCUCCGACCGUGAGGCGAGCAUUUCAUCAGUGAAGAAGCUGAUAGCGGUGGUACGGUCAACUCCAUCCAGCAUGGGCCCGUCCUACUCGCGCCAGCUGCUCUGCCGCAACUUAGCCGCUCUAUGCUUGGGCCACGCCAUCUCUACAGCAGCAUUCUCGCCGCUGCUAGCCCUGCAUGGAUCAUCUGCGUCUUAUCUGCUUGCCAUGCUCUUCUCAGUGGCUGCCCUCUCUUCGGCCGCUUCUCCGUUCAUCCUGCGUAACCAAUCCGUCGAGCGUCGCAUGAUCAUCGCCUACUUCUGCCAGUGUCUCUUCUUCGCGGCCCACUUCUACCCCACCAUGUACCUUCUGAUACCGGCUUACUUCCUGAUGGGCCUCACUCUCGGCCCGCUGAGCGCCGCACGCGUCUCCCUGCUCAUGACGCUCGCUUCUAAGCUCUACGCCGAUGAAGAUGAUCACGUGGCCGGACAACGCGUGGCGCUCGUGCAGCGUCUACUGCGGAGUCUGCGAGCCGCUCAUGAUGUGGGCCUGAUAGCGGGCAACGCGUUCGCCUCGUUUGUGCUGUAUAAGAACGCCGGCUUGAUCCCGAAGCCGACCGUUCCGCCAGACCUGAGUGGGUGUGGCAGCGCGGCCUGUCCUGACACCUCCAUGCCGUCGCUGCACGAGUUCAACCAGCUGCCCUGCGGCAUCGACUACAUUCUGAUUGGCGUCUGCCUUGGCUGUUGCGUGACCGCUGCCGUCCUCACCGGCGUCACAAUCAACCGCAUUGAGCCGACUGUCACUGCCGCCGACAAGCAACUGGACGCAUUCAAACGCCUGCGCCAAGCUUUUGUCGAUCCCCGUCUGCGUUUGGCCGCUCCCAUGUCGCUGUUUGUUGGUCUCGAACAAGGAUUCAUGUAUUCUGAUUUCACCGAGUCUUACGUGCUAUGUUCGUUGAGUAUGGACAACGUGGGAAUGGUAUUCUUCAGCCUUGCAAUUCUACAAGCGAUUGCUGGGUUCACUCUCAGCAUGCUUCUGCAGCAUGUAAAACGGUAUAUGGUAAUAGGAAUGGGAUUUGCUUUUCACGCAUGCUUGCUGAUGGUUCUAGUGAUAUGGAAACCUGCUGGAGAUGACCCAGCUCUGAUCUAUGUGAUCGCGGCCGCUUGGGGAGUGUGCAAUGCAGUCUGGGAUACCUUGAGCUUCGGUCUGAUGAUGAGUUCCUAUCAUGAUUCUUGGCAGGGGCCGGUGGCUCAUAGUUACAUCUUCCGUUACUCUGGACUUGCACUGGCAUUUGUGUUUCAUGGUCUUCUCUGCAAUGAAACUAAGCUGUAUUGUCUUGCUGUUGCUUUGGUGCUGUGCGUGGCUCCCUACACCUGGCUGGAGAUGAAGGAGGUGCGCCACCGUAACCAGAGAUGACAGAGACGCCCCCGCCAAAAUCACAGUCAGAGUCAGAGUCAGAGUCACAGUCACGUGCACCAUUUCUACCACCACCACCAUAACCACGCAGAACAGCACCCCGCCUGCCUGGCGCAGCACAUCUGCGAGGUCCCCUGAAGGUGUCUACGGACGCCUACGCGUCACACCCCUCGAUGCGAUACUGAAGUCGUCCACCACUACGAUGUAGUACCAUCACCAUUGCACAUAUAAGGGUCAACCUCAUCCAUACAUUUAUCUGGCUAAUUAAUUCAAAAUUCAAAUUCAUUCAUUCAUCAAAAACUAUUCAUUAAUCUCAUUCGUCCAUUUGGCUAAUUAAUUCAUAAUUCAAAUCCAUUCAUUCAUGAAAAAGCUAUUCAUUAAUCUGAUUGAUCCAUUUGGCUAAUCAAUUCGAAAUUCAAAUUCAUUCAUUCAUGAAAAAGCUAUUCAUUAAUCUCAUUCGUCCAUUUGGCUAAUUAAUUCCAAAUUCAAAUUCAUUCAUUCAUAAGAAAGCUAUUCAUUAAUCUCAUUCGUCCAAUUGGCUAAUCAAUUCAAAAUUCAAAUUCAUUCAUUCAUGAAAAGGCUAUUUUUUUCAUCACGGAGAUUUUUCCAAACUUAUUUCCUGAUAAUUACAUAAUAAUUUCAAAUACUCAGUUCACUUCUUGUUAUUCAGGACUACUUUUUCAAAUUAUUCAUUCAAAACAAAAAUCAUACAGUAGAAUUUGAGAUUUAUGAUUACAUCUUCCACUUGAUCAGUCAGGGUUACUUUUUCAAAUUAUUCACUCAAAACUCAAAACAAUAAGCAUACAGUAUUAUUAUUUCAAAUAUAUGAUUACAUUGUUCACUUUGCUAUUCAGGGCUAGUUUUUAAAUCAAAAAAAUAAACUAACAGUAUAAUUUCAAAUAUAUGAUUACACUGUUAACUUUCCUAUUAAUAAUAAAGUAAUAAAUGAAUAAUAAACAUUUAAUAAAACACAAAACUCAACUUUUGCUGAACAUUCAAUAGAUUCAGGCCAUAAUUAUCUCACAAAUAUAAAUUCUAAAAAUGGAAAUACUAAAUUGCCAGAAUAAAAAUGGAAAGUCAAAAAUGUUAAGGAAGAGUUUCAUAUUCAUGCGGCAGCAAAUAAAUGUAAUCAUAAAAAAGUUUAUCCACUUUGACAUGAAUAACUCUGCAUUUAAAAAUUAAAUCUAUGAUACGUAGGCCUAUAUAAACAAAAUUAUUUAAUAAUAUGUAAUACAUUUUAUGUAUAUAAAAAACUAUGACUAAAUCAGAAAAUUUAAAUCUAUCAUAUAAUCACACAUGAGAAAAUGAGAAUAAUGUUGGAAUAUAAUACUUAAUAUUAAAUACUAUCAAUAUGAAUGGCAUCACCAGCUAAAAAAAUCUUGCCCGCUAGUGAAAGAUCCGGAAAGAGAUUUGAAAAGUGAAAACUCAGAAACAGAGGUCGUGUAAGAAAAGAUAGACAAGACUUUAAGUUUUUGUUUAGUUGGGAAUGAGUUUUGUUUUUUUGGCCGAGGUGCUGCCGGUCUAGAAUAGCAGGCCUAGCGUCCUUACAACCCAAGGUGCUAGAGUGGUAGAACCCCACCGAAAAUCCGGGUACCUACCUUUAUAUCCUCAAACCUUUUCAUCCCCCUACCCUCUCAUCUAACCUUAAAAUCCUUCAAAUUUACCCUUAUCCUGGCAUAUUCUCCCUAAUCCACACUAUACCCAACAAUAGUUACUCCAGAGACCUGCAUAUUUUUUGUACUUUAUUUAUUUAGUAUCUUAUUUACUUUAUUUAUUUAUUUAUCUAGUCUCAUUUCAAUAAUUUGAUUGUAUGGUAUGAGAUACGUAUUAGGACAGGAUUGUAUGGUAUGAAAUGGUAGUCUCAUUUUGUCUUUUAUUCAAUUUUAUUCCUUCAAUAUUCUAGGUUUCCUCUUUCCUUGCUCUGGAGCUCUCAUGAUUUCUAUUUAGAGAUUUAUAUUUCUAUUUUUUGAUUUCAUAGAGGAUUUCCAACAGAAUCCUUUUUUUUCAUUGAGCUGAUUCUAUUUUUUCACAUAUAUUCUUUGUUUCUUUUGAUUUUCAUCAUAGCCUUUUUUUUCAUUUAUGAAAUAAUUUCAUUUCAACAAUGUGAUUUGAUAAUAAAUUAGCUUCCAUGAACACAACCUGAACAUCAUUCUCCCAUCGAACACCCUCUGUGUUCUGAAUGAUUAGAAGGUGGGAGAUUUUGAGAUUUUGAUCUUCAAUUCUUUCCAACAACCCAAUCAAAUAAACAUCUUCUGGGUGUGGAGAAUAAUCAAAAUUGGAGAUCUCAUCUUUUUCCAUCAUUUCCACCCUCAGAACAUCUAAGAAGCGAUGCUAAUUUAUCAUCAAGUUUGAAGGUUGACCUUUAUAUGUAUAAGUACCAUAUAUAUUACAAUAUACUGACCCAUUAUCCUGUAGAAAUAGAGGCUACCCAGAGUCAAUGAUCAAUUGAUUAAUUCCAUAAAAUAUAACAGGCGGGAGUUAACAAUCGAAUCGUUGGCUUUAUGGAUGUAUGUGUUCGCUUUUAUCCCACUUCCCUGUAGAUUGCCCAGGGUCAACAAUCAUUGAAUAAUUCAAUAAAAUCUAGGCGAGAGUUAUCAAUUGAAAGUUGUACUUGUACUGGGUGAAUUAGUUAGGAAUUAUUAACCUAUAGAAUUAGGCUACCCAGUAUAUAUCAAUAAUAAAUUGCAUAGUUCAAUGAAAUCUAGGCGAGAGCUAUGAAUUGAAAGUUGUACUUAUACUGGGUAAAUUAGUUGGCUAUUAACAAAUUUUCCCCGUAGAGUUAGCGACCCGGUAUCAAUGAUCAAUUGAAUAAUUCGAUGGAAUUAAUAUAACGGUGAGAGUUAUCAAUUGAAAGUUGAUCACUGGAUUAAUUAGUUGGCUGCUGCUGUUAUCUCUGUGGAAUCACCUUACAUCCCAAUAUCUAUUAGAAUUCUAUUCUCGAUGUGGUACUAUUCAAGUAAUGUAUACCUUAAAGUCAAUGACUUAUGACUUAAAUAGCAUAUAUGUAUUCCACUUUCACAUAGAUGUUAAGUUAGAUGAUAAGAAAGAAAAUCUCUGUGUCCAUUUAAUUUUAAAACCUAUGCGGUUAAUGUUAUAAUAGUAAACUCAUCAACCUCUGAAUACUGAAUAUUUAAGAGGUUCUGAGGAUACUCUAGAUUUAGUAUGUGUGUUCCACUAUAACAGAUCAUAAAUAGAUAUAUUUAAAUAUAACUAUUCGGUGUUUUAGCCUUCAUAUGAGACUCAAUCCAGUUUCCAAUAUUUUAUUUUGUUAGAAUUCCAAAACUAAUAGAGUUUUUCGGAUUAUAUAUUUAUUUUGUCAAGUUAUUUGGAAGUUGUGAUUAAAUGUUCUAAGACUGAUAGUGAGGAAACGUCAUCCUAAAACUUGUAUUUUAAUAGAGGUAAUACUUCAGUAAAAUUAAAUACCAAAAUAUACAUGUAGCCUGCUACUGAAGAAUGAGGUUUUGAUAAAAAUAAUUAUUAUUCUUGAUAAAAACCACAAAUUAAAAUCAAUAUGAGACCUCACAGUCUCCAUUUUGCCUUUAAUAGAAGAAGUUCACAAAUUAAAAUCAAUAUGAGACCUCACAGUCUCCAUUUUGCCUUUAAUAGAAGAGGUUUGGAUAAUUGAAAGAAUUUGCAAGAACAGUAUAAAACGUAAAUAUAAAAGCAAAGUAAAUUUCGACAGUUUGAUAAUAUGUUGAAUGAACACAAGUGCUUCAACAACUGAGCACAUCAUAAUCAUACUUACCUAAUUACAUCUUUAAAUUAAAAUGUGAUAAGUGUGACUAGAAGAAACAUCUUGAAUCAAUUUUUCUUAUCAACAGGUGAUCUAAUUUUAUUAUUUUUCUAGUUAAGUUUGAUUGCUGGAGUAUUGAGGCUUUGAGGAUUUUAUAAUAUGCUAUUAAACUGUUCAAUAUAUAACCGACA